UCUCUCUCUCUCUCAGGAUUCGGUAAUUAUCUAUUUAUAAUUAUACCAUUCCCAGCACACAAACAGCACACAUCAUUGUUUCUCUCUCCAGCGACAAACAGUUUUCGUGAUUCGAUCGAGCGAUUGCGAGCGGUUCAGCGUUCGCAGAUCGAUCGAUCCUUUUGCUUUUAAUUCUUCAAUCCGACUUGCCUGCGAGCUCGCCUGCUCCGUAAACAUCCCAAUAUGUUCUUGUUCGAUUGGUUUUAUGGAGUUCUCGCAUCGCUCGGUUUGUGGCAGAAAGAGGGGAAGAUUCUGUUUUUAGGGCUUGAUAAUGCGGGAAAAACCACCCUCCUCCAUAUGCUCAAAGACGAGAGAUUGGUACAGCAUCAGCCAACUCAGCAUCCAACAUCAGAGGAGCUAAGCAUUGGGAAUAUCAAGUUUAAGGCAUUUGAUUUGGGAGGUCAUCAAAUUGCACGCAGGGUGUGGAAAGAUUAUUAUGCCAAGGUGGACGCUGUCGUUUACUUGGUGGAUGCUUAUGACAAGGAGAGGUUCGCAGAGUCGAAGAAAGAGCUCGAUGGUCUUCUUUCUGACGACAGUUUGGCUAAUGUUCCGUUCUUGAUAUUGGGCAACAAGAUUGAUAUUCCUUAUGCUGCAUCUGAAGAAGAGUUGACCUACUAUUUGGGGUUGUCCGGCAUCACUACUGGGAAAGGUAAGGUAAACCUCUCUGAUUCGAACGUCCGCCCGAUUGAGGUAUUCAUGUGCAGCAUUGUGCGUAAGAUGGGCUAUGGAGAUGGCUUCAAAUGGGUCUCUCAGUAUAUCAAGUAGAGGGGGCAAUAACAUUGUUAGACUUCAUUCAAUACUUGUCUCUUUAAAAGGAUUGUUCGCCCCAUUCGGUUAAAUGAAUUAAAUUUUGGAUUUA
This is a messenger RNA of Salvia hispanica, 898 nucleotides long. Its product is annotated as small COPII coat GTPase SAR1A-like. Gene Ontology annotation, biological process: intracellular protein transport. Gene Ontology annotation, molecular function: GTP binding; GTPase activity. NCBI's taxonomy places the organism in Eukaryota, Viridiplantae, Streptophyta, Magnoliopsida, Lamiales, Lamiaceae. The record is from RefSeq and is a predicted model, not a curated record.